AUGUCUCGCGAGUUUAUUCCAGCACUCCCUCACUGCCAUUCCCACCCGCGGUCCAUCCAGCAGUUCUCGAGAUUCGCCCGGAUCACCCGCUCCGACCCCAAAGUCUUGAACCACGCAGUCUUCACGCACCCUAUCGGUUUCGGGAACGCCAAUGACCGCAAGGACUGGCGCGUGGCCAGUGGGUUCCUCAACGACAGACAUGCCACCUUCAUGGAGUUCUACACGCACGCCAUGGAAAUGAUCAAAAACGAGGGCAAAACAACUGUUUUCGGCGUCGUCACCUACUGGAAUGACCCUAUGGAGGAUUUCAUCAAACCUUUCCACAAGGCCAGGAAGCCCAACGGAAAACCAUGGAAUAAGCGUUCUUGGUACUGGAGCGAUAACUGCAAGCGCCACGGCCUCGGCAUCGCCGUUUGCAAGAUGCCCAAGGGCCAACCCGGCUUCCGCGUCAUCAUGUACGACAUGGAUCACAACGAACUGGCAUCACACACCUUGGAACCCAACACGGGCGAUGAGGACCGCGACCGCCUCAUCAGAGACAAGCGUAACUGGCGCACCAUUCUCAGCUCCUUCGCCGAUUAUGCCAUGAAGGACGACUUGAUUGAGUUCUGGCAGGCCGGCAACCCCCAGCUGCUCACCAGGAGCCACGAGAUCUCCGGAAGCGACCCCGACUCGGUUUCAAGCUCUUGCGCUUGGCUGUGGGACAUGGUCAAAGGACUCGGCCCCAGCGUUGAUGCCGAUGACGAGGAGAUGAUCAAAUGGGGUUACCACAAGCCGGCAAUGAUAGUGGUGGUCAAUGACGCAGUCGACAACAACAAGGAAGACUCAGACGAGGAGGACUCUGACGAGGAUGAGGAGACGGACGAGGACGAGGAGAUGGAGGAGGACGAGGAGAUGGAGGAGGACGAGAAGAUAAAAGAGGAGACUGACCUCGCUUAA
This is a messenger RNA of Pestalotiopsis fici W106-1, 939 nucleotides long. RefSeq lists its product as uncharacterized. Bases 1 to 939 code for a protein of 312 amino acids. Lineage: Eukaryota; Fungi; Ascomycota; Sordariomycetes; Amphisphaeriales; Sporocadaceae. The transcript has 2 exons. The record is from RefSeq and is a predicted model, not a curated record.